AUGGUUGUUAGCUGUGAAAUUGACUUUAAGGAUAAUCCAUUUGCAGUUUAUUAUGCGGGUCAACUGAUUUCUGGCAGUGUAGUCCUAAAAGCGGAUAAAGAAAAGCUAGUUAAAGCUAUAGUAUUAAAGAUAAAAGGCUUUGCUAGCACCUGUUGGUCAGAAGAUGAAACCGAUUUGGAUGACAAGACCACAGAAGAGAUUUACAGUGGACACGAGGACUAUAUUCGAUCCAAGGUGGAGCUAUUGGCUGCUGGAGGCAAUAACGUCGCCCUUGAGCCUGGCAGCCAUGUCUAUAAUUUUGCCUGUCAAAUACCCGCUGUGUGCCCCUCCUCCUUUGAAGGCACCCAUGGACGUGUGCGGUACAUGGUAAAUGUCAGACUGAUCAGACCCUGGAAAUUUGAUCAGACCUUCGCACGACCCUUUACCGUGCUCAAAGUAAUGGAUCUCAACAGGGAGGGACUUUUUCUGAGCACGCCCUCCCAUUCGGAGGAUCAGAAGACCUAUAACUGCUGGCCCUGCCGCUCCGAGCCUAUACGGCUUCAAUUGUCGCUGCCCCAGCGAGGCUUCGUGCCCGGCCAGAAGAUACCGGUGGGCGUGCUGGUUACCAAUGACAGUCACAUACGCGUGGAGCAGAUCGAGGCCAGCCUGGUGAUGAUGGUGCUCUACUACAGUCAGCACAGUGUGAAGACGAUCAGCGAGCGAUUUGUGGUCAGCAAGCAACAGGGCGAGGGCGUAACGAGAAACUGCAAGAAGCAGUUCACCUUUGAUCUGCUCGUGCCGGCAACGCCGCCCACCUGCUUUGACUUGUGCCGCAUCAUACAGAUCGCCUACCAGGUGGCGGUGGAGACCAAGGUCAAGGGCUGGCACAUCAACGAGCGUGUCCAUAUGCCCGUCACGAUAGGCAAUGUGCCCUUAACCAGGCAGCUGACACAACAGCCACGCCCCAUUCCCAUUGAAGUCGAGGUUGUGGCACAGCAGCUGGACGAGAAGGCUCUGGUGCUGGUGGAUGAUGUGUCAGCUGCGGCGCCUGCAGCCGCCCUCAAUCCUUGGGCUGCAGACGCUACGAUAGCUCCACCCAGCUAUGCAGAGGCCAUGCACAUACGCGAGGGUCUAAUCAAAUCCACCAAGCCCAAGCCCAAGCCCAAGCCCAAAGAGUUCAGCCCGUCCACCACGCAGACCAAGGAGAACUGCGCCUUCACACCGCUCUAUGCUGUCUUUCAUAUAAACAACCUGGCGGAGAGUUGGCAGGGCGAUAGAGCCGAAGAUAUUGAUCGUAGCACUUGGUUCUGAGAAC
Molecule: messenger RNA, 1294 nt
Organism: Drosophila montana
Lineage: Eukaryota; Metazoa; Arthropoda; Insecta; Diptera; Drosophilidae
Product: arrestin domain-containing protein 3-like
Exons: 5
Coding region: 1-1290 (429 amino acids)
Biological process (GO): protein transport
Cellular component (GO): cytoplasm
Source: RefSeq, a predicted model, not a curated record